AUGGAUGAUCAAACGGCUUUCGUACUCGCUCUUCAACUCAUAGCUCUUUGCACGGUCGUGAGUGCUUUGAUACUUUAUCUAAUGUGCAGAAUACGAAAAAAUCAUUUCACGCCAUUUUCGGAUAACGAUGACUUGACGUAUGUGAACAUUGGCGGAGGUAAAGGAAUACUUGUAACGUCCCUGGACAACAUGCUCGGACUCCAGUUAGCCUAUCAUUUGGCGACGAGAGGUUUUAGAGUUUUUGCCGGAGUUAAACCUUCCGGAUACGAAGCGGACGGACAAAAUGUGGUCAUCGAAUCGGAAUCGUCGAUACCUAAAAAAAUUCUCGAGGCCAAAUGGAAAAAAUUCGAAGCUUGUUGCAAGAAAGAAGAAAAUGAAAAUUUUGUGGGUUUGGUCGUUCUUCCCCUGGACGUGACGCGUGAGGAUCUUUUGCACGAAGCUCUCGGAACCAUACGAAGACAUUUACCUGCAGGAGAAGACGGUUUGUGGGCAGUUAUUAACACGGCAGGUUCACCUUGUCGGGGACGUUUGGAAAAUCAAGAUUCUCCCUAUUGGGACGCAGUAAUGAAACAAAAUGUCACGGGAACAUUAAAAGUGGCCAAAACAUUUCUACCAUUAUUGAGAAACAAAAAAGGACGUUUGAUAAACGUCGGAGCCAAAGUUGAAAAUUGCGAUGAUGAAUCACAAACAUUGGUCGCAGAUACGGCAAGCAGGUACGCUGUAGAAGGUGCGAGUGCUGCAUUGAGAAAAGAAAUGAAACAUUUGGGCAUAAAAGUGAUUACUUUUCAUCCUGAGGGUUUGCCCAUAUCACGUUUAUUUUCAUCACCAACGCAAUCGUCAAUUAAAACAGGUGCAGAUGGAUAUGCCGAACAUGAUAUAGCCGUACUUCCACCAACAUCACUUGAAGUCAUAGAAGAAGCUGUUUUGUCAGAUCCGCCAAAAGCAAGUUACACAUUGUUAAAAUCUCCAGGAUUUUUCAGAAUAAAAGAAAAAAUCGUUAAUUUAAACAAAAAAAUUCAAAUCGUUUAA
This is a messenger RNA of Pediculus humanus corporis (human body louse), 1029 nucleotides long. RefSeq names its product short-chain dehydrogenase, putative. The coding region runs from base 1 to 1029 and encodes 342 amino acids. Lineage: Eukaryota; Metazoa; Arthropoda; Insecta; Psocodea; Pediculidae. The record is from RefSeq and is a predicted model, not a curated record. The transcript has 5 exons.